CUAGAGCUCCGCCCACUCCUGGCUGUUUUCAAACAGGUCCGCUCCCAGGAAAUAUAGGCUCUUGCUUGGCGGCGGGUUACCAUAAGUCUCUCUUGGUUUCCUCCAAGUUAUUGCUGUAGCGAUGUCGGGACGUGGAAAAGGCGGCAAAGGCCUGGGCAAAGGUGGCGCCAAGCGACACCGCAAGGUCCUCCGAGACAACAUCCAGGGCAUCACCAAGCCCGCCAUCCGGCGUUUGGCUCGGCGCGGCGGCGUGAAGCGCAUCUCGGGUCUCAUCUACGAGGAGACUCGCGGCGUCCUCAAGGUUUUCCUCGAGAACGUGAUCCGCGAUGCCGUCACCUACACGGAGCACGCCAAGCGCAAGACGGUCACGGCUAUGGACGUGGUGUACGCGCUCAAGCGCCAGGGCCGCACUCUUUACGGCUUCGGCGGCUGAGCGGGCUCCCUCCUGUGCCUAGGCCUCCUUGACGGUCGGCUCUCAUCCACAAAGGCCCUUUUCAGGGCCCCCAAAGCAUCAAAAAGGAGCGGUGGACACUUGCAACAGCGGUGCUUCGCAUGCUUUUUUUGCUGUAUGCAAAUUAGGCUGCCUGGGUACACUUUCCCAUUGGAGGGCUGAGCGUGGUGGCUCCGCCCACCAGCGCGGACGUGCUCAGUGUUUGCUCUGCGUUGCCAGUCUGAAUGAAUUUUCUUCUGUGUCAAGACAAGGAGUCUUGAAUCUGAGGAUCCCACUAGAUGUCGUAGGAAGAGUUAACGCUCUUCAAGGGGAAAAGGGGGAAACGGUCCUGUAGUGACAGUGGACCUGAAGGAGGACUGAAGUCGUUUGGAACCCCACACUAAAUUCAUCCUGUAGCUUAAACUUGGUUGUCUCAGCUGUAGCUGUUUCCCUGCCUCAAUGACAUGGAUUUGGGGAAAGGGGGAGCACUCUUGUACAUUUAGCUCUACAAAUUUUAUACAUUUGUAGAAGCCUC
Messenger RNA from Apodemus sylvaticus (European woodmouse), 965 nucleotides. Its product is annotated as histone H4. Bases 122 to 433 code for a protein of 103 amino acids. The transcript has a single exon. Gene Ontology annotation, biological process: nucleosome assembly. Lineage: Eukaryota; Metazoa; Chordata; Mammalia; Rodentia; Muridae. The record is from RefSeq and is a predicted model, not a curated record. Gene Ontology annotation, molecular function: structural constituent of chromatin; DNA binding; protein heterodimerization activity. Gene Ontology annotation, cellular component: nucleosome.